UGCCGAUAUACUGGCGUCAGUGAGUUGAUUCCAACCAAAACGGCAACAACUGCAGAUUUGCGAAGUGCGGUUGUCGCAAGCGAAAAUUAUUGAUUUCCGUUAAUUUCUUUAGCACCAUAUGUGAGCUGGAAGCGGAAUCUGCGUGGUGCCUAAAGUUAUGUUGACGGAGAUAUACUGGAAUAAAACAGAAUCAGUCUCAGUUGAACCAUCGAUAUCGCUAGAACGAAAAAAGUUAACAUCACAAUAUGGAAAUCAACCUUGAACUUUGGAUUGCGGUCAUUUCAAUUGGGAUACUGCUCUACAAGUGGAUAACCCGUAACAAUGACUAUUUUCACGAGAAACCAAUACCCUCGAUGGCAGUUAAACCGUUCUUCGGAGGCAUAGCCCCGCUCGUUUUCAAAUCAUUCUCGAUGAAUGGGUUCAUCAGUCACAUCUAUCAAAAGUACCCAAAUGUGAAAGUUUUUGGAUUUUUUGAUGCAUUGACACCAAUCUUCGUCGUACGGGAUCCGGAGCUGAUCAAGAAGAUUACCGUCAAGGACUUUGACCAUUUCAUCGAUCAUCUGCCCAUGUUCGGCAACAGUGAAAACGAUAAUCCUUACUCUAUUUUCGGCAAAACUUUAUUUGCCUUGACCGGAAAAAAGUGGCGCCAAAUGCGAGCAACUCUAAGUCCUGCCUUCACCGGUAGCAAAAUGCGGAAGAUGUUUGAACUGGUCAUCGAGUGUAGCGACAGUGUUGCACAGUUCUACAAGACUCAGUCGAAUGAAACGCAUGAAGUGGAGCUCACCGAUUUGUUAACACGUUUCGGUUUUGAUGUGAUCGCAAGCUGUGCUUUCGGCAUCCGAAUGGACUCGUUAAGAGACAGAGAUAACGAUUUCUACAACAACGGCAUAAAAAUGAGGCGUUUUCAGCGAUUGAGUGUCGCUAUACGGUUUGUUAUGUUUAAGUUCUGCCCUACGCUGAUGGGUAAACUGGGAAUCGAUGUCAUCGAUCGGGAUCAAGUUCGAUACUUCAGUGCUCUCAUAAAGGACGCCGUGAAACAACGCCAGACCAAGGAUAUCAUUCGACACGACAUGAUUCAGCUUCUCAUUCAAGCUCGAAAAGGUACGUUGAAGCAUCAAGAAGAGAAGGAAGUCGAAGAAGGAUUCGCUACAGUCAAAGAAUCUAGCAUUGGGAAGACCAACGUUACGUUCAAUAUGACCGACAACGAAAUGAUCGCCCAAGCCUUCGUAUUCUUUUUGGCUGGAUUUGAAACGGUGUCCACCGCUCUAACUUUUCUAAUUCACGAUCUUGUAAUGAACAAAGACGUGCAACAUCGAUUGUACGAGGAAGUAGCGAGUACCCACGAGUAUCUCCAAGGAAAGCAUCUGAAUUACGACACCCUCCAGAAGAUGAAAUACAUGGAUAUGGUCGUUUCGGAAAGUAUGCGGAUGCGUCCUGCGGGACCAUUUAUGGAUCGCGUUUGCAUUCACGACUAUGAUUUGGAUGACGGACAAGGCCUGAAGUUCACCAUCGACAAAGGGACUGCCGUUUGGAUUCCAGUACAAGGAAUCCACAUGGAUCCCAAGUACUAUCCGAAUCCGGAGAGAUUCGACCCGGAACGAUUCAACGACGAAAACAAGGCAGCCAUCAAUCCGAUGACGUAUUUGCCGUUCGGAAUUGGACCGAGAAACUGUAUCGGAUCGCGUUUUGCUCUGAUGGAAAUCAAAGCCAUCGUGUAUUAUCUGCUGUUGCAUUUUUCAUUCGAAGCCAACAGGAAAACUCAAAUUCCACUGAAGCUACGCAAAGGAUUCACCGUUGUGGCCGCUGAAGGCGAAGUUUGGAUUGAUCUAAAGGCCAGAUAAGGAAAAUUUGUAAUCAUAAAAAAUACUUUGGAAAAAAAAAGUUACAACAUACAACUUUCAGCCAAAUUGAACUAUUAUAUAACUUUAUCAACCUUCUCUAUAA
This is a messenger RNA of Aedes aegypti (yellow fever mosquito), 1944 nucleotides long. Its product is annotated as probable cytochrome P450 9f2. The coding region runs from base 246 to 1841 and encodes 531 amino acids. NCBI's taxonomy places the organism in Eukaryota, Metazoa, Arthropoda, Insecta, Diptera, Culicidae. Gene Ontology annotation, molecular function: monooxygenase activity; oxidoreductase activity, acting on paired donors, with incorporation or reduction of molecular oxygen; heme binding. The transcript has 3 exons. The record is from RefSeq and is a predicted model, not a curated record.